UGUGAGUUUGUGUUUUUGAUUUGUUCUUGGGACUUUGUAGUGAGAGUUUUUACUUAAGUGUUUUGGGCAUAUUUUUAUUUUUAGAAGAAACUUUUAUUAUAGGCUGUUGUACGUUGUAGUGUUUUUUUUUUUUCUAUGUCGGGUUAUGGUAAGUUCCUCGACGACUAGCCUGAGUGACAUUCGAGGAGCGGAACUUUGGAGAAGCUUUAAGCCGGGGACUCUGUGCCAGGCCUUGUGAUUCUUCGAUUUCUGCACUGUGACAGCUACCCACGCUUUUAAAUACCGGGGUACUGCUGACAGCACCCCAAAGUAUGGGCCUAGAACAUUAAACAGUGAUUAUAUUGUGGAGUUUCUGCAAAUAACGUUGACUGAAGGAACUGCCGGUUAACCGGGUGGCAGCUGUCAGGACUUCAAUAGAGUUGGACUUGGUUUGGAUAAGACUACUCUACCGGCCCUGGACUUGCCGAGUACCUCCCCUGACAGCCAGGGUUAGACAGUAGUUUCCCGGCGACUUACCCUACUGAAGCAGAACUAUGUUUUCGUGGCCAUAUGUAUAUAUUACCUGAGGGACUAGUAAUAGUUAACUUGUAGAGGCACCAGAAAAGACAAAAUUGCUGCUAAAUACUUGGUUCCUAUAAGUUUCCUGUUUGGACUUAACAUCUACAUAGUGUCACUCUGGAAUUCACAUCAUCCUUCAUAACUGGCACUAAAGUACACUGUUUACACCAGUCUGCGAGAUCACACAGUGAAAUCUGAAACUGUUUACUACUUAGAGGACCUUCAUCGUCUUGCAGGGUGACAGCAGAGUUGAAAUCGCACAGGCUGACUCAUAGGUAGAUCAGGAUGACCCGGGAUAUCGGAUUGGAUGAUGAACUCCCAGACUGGGUUGGAGCGAAGGAGUUCUACCUGAAGUAUGAUCCAAAGGAGGUCAUAGGAAGGGGAGUGAGCAGUGUGGUACGUCGCUGCAUUCACAAGCAGACUGGGAAGGAGUAUGCCGUGAAGGUUAUCGAGAUCACACCCGAGCGUAUGACUCCCCAACAACUAGAGGAGGUGCGGACUUCCACCAUGAAGGAAAUUGAUGUUCUGAAAAAAGUGUCAGGACACCCGUAUAUCAUUACUCUGAUUGAUUCAUACGAGUCCUCAAGUUUCAUCUUCCUUGUCUUUGAUCUCAUGAGACGAGGAGAACUGUUUGACUACCUCACCGAAAAAGUCACACUGAGUGAAAAGGAGGCAAGAUGCAUCAUGCGGGCAUUACUUGAAGCAGUUUACUUUCUCCAUUCUAACAACAUCAUCCACCGUGACUUGAAGCCUGAGAACAUCCUGUUGGACAGCGACAUGAACCUUAAGCUGUCUGACUUUGGUUUUUCUUGUCAACUGGGUCCAGAUGAAAAACUUAGAGAGUUGUGUGGUACCCCAGGCUACCUUGCUCCUGAAAUUCUCAAGUGUUCUAUGGAUGACCGACACCCUGGAUAUAGCAAGGAGGUAGACCUCUGGGCAUGUGGAGUGAUAAUGUACACAUUGUUAGCAGGCUCACCUCCAUUUUGGCACCGGAAGCAGAUGUUGAUGCUGCGUAUGAUUAUGGAGGGACGUUACCAGUUUGGCUCACCUGAGUGGGAUGAUAGAUCGGAUACUGUUAAAGACUUGAUUUCAAGGCUAUUAGAAGUUGAACCAUCUCGGAGAUUGACUGCGGAGCAGGCCCUUUCACACCCAUUCUUCCAGCGUUAUGAAAGGAAGGAAGAAAGAAAAUUCUGUCCAUAUCGGAAGUUUAGGGUUUGGAUUUGGACAGUCCUAGCAUCAAUCCGCAUUUACUACAACUAUCGUCGGGUGAAGCCGCUCACCAAGGAAGUGCUGAUGAGGGACCCUUACGCUAUCAAGGGUGUACGCAAGCUUAUUGAUGCUUGUGCUUUCAGAAUUUAUGGACAUUGGGUAAAGAAGGGAGAGCAGCAGAAUCGGGCAGCCCUGUUUGCCAACACCCCCAAAGCCGUCAUGGUGACCCUAUUGGCAGAGGAGGAGAGGUUUCACUAUGCCGAUGUUGGAGAACAUGAAUUUUCUGCAGAACAGGUGAUAGCUUACUAGUUGUGUAAAUGGGGUCACAUCACCUGCGAAGUCUGAAAGCUCACAGCAGCUGUUGCCUCCUUCAUAAGUGACUGCUUAGCUUUAGGCAGACAGCAUACUGAACUAGUGAAUUCUGUGGGCUCUUCAGAAACGUUUGCACACCUCCUUAGUAUGACUGCUGUUUGCCUUUGAACUGUUUACUUUUGGCUUUGUCCCUUUUAUCUUGUGAUAGUUUUAGUAUUGCUGACAAACCUGUAUCUUCCCAAAGCAGCUCUGUUUCGUCAUUUUGGAAGAUGUCAGUAGGAAGUGAUAAACAUUUAUGGUUGGAUAUUUAUCACUCCCAUCAUAGAGAUGACUGCUGAAUUCAUCACGCCUAGACAUGGAGAAACUUGUUCAUUGAUUAGCUGUAGAUGUAUUUGAGCUGUGUUGAUCACGCAGAGAUUGCACUACAUUUUUGUAAUCUGCUUUCCAAGUCUUCACGUGCAGAAACAAAGCUGUGUGGUGCUGCUGUCAGCGGUGUCACAUGAUAGCUCCACUUCGCUUCCACUGUUGAGCUGGCUGAUGUAUGUUGCAGGUUGAAUCCUCAAUAUUUUAAGCUUUCUGUGCUAGAAGCCGAGAUAUAGUUGAAGGAAAAUCUUACAUUUUAA
Molecule: messenger RNA, 2702 nt
Organism: Protopterus annectens (West African lungfish)
Lineage: Eukaryota; Metazoa; Chordata; Ceratodontiformes; Protopteridae
Gene: PHKG2
Product: phosphorylase kinase catalytic subunit gamma 2
Exons: 10
Coding region: 844-2076 (410 amino acids)
Biological process (GO): protein phosphorylation; glycogen biosynthetic process
Cellular component (GO): phosphorylase kinase complex
Molecular function (GO): phosphorylase kinase activity; ATP binding; calmodulin binding
Source: RefSeq, a predicted model, not a curated record